Lithohypha guttulata is the source of this 453-nucleotide messenger RNA. RefSeq lists its product as uncharacterized. The record is from RefSeq and is a predicted model, not a curated record. Bases 1 to 453 code for a protein of 150 amino acids. NCBI's taxonomy places the organism in Eukaryota, Fungi, Ascomycota, Eurotiomycetes, Chaetothyriales, Trichomeriaceae. The transcript has a single exon.
AUGGAUCAAGACGACAGCAUGCUCUCCACGCCAUCAUCUAAUGCCAACGACGACACCUACGACGAAGAGAACGUCUUUCCCAGCACCACGACCAAUACAACCGCAAACACUACAUACGUGGCUGCCGAAACUCCACAGAACGACCACCUGAACGCAGCAGCACCUGGUGAACUCUCCCCACCACGAUCACAAUCGAUAACAAACACAACCACUCGGACCAACGGUUUUGGUGCACCUAUUGCCGUCGACGAAGCGGAAAUGACGGAGGACGACGAGGCAAUCGAUAUGAAAGGCGACCCUUCGGGCUUCGAACAGGAUGAGAAGAGUAAACCAGGAGCAGGUUGGAAGAAUAAGAAGGCACAAGAGGACAUGCAGCGGAGUUGGGAGUACAUUGUCGAUAAAGAUUUCGAUAUCAAACAGUUCGGUGAUCCUCUAGCUGGAAGACAGAGAUGA